ACAAUGUAAAGUACAAAUUUGGAGCGAAAUUUUGUAAAUGAAAAUUCGAUUUCCAAAUACUUAAAAUGUACAAUUUGUUCAGCUGUUUUUAGUGAACCAAUCAGAUUAAAAUGUGGGUAAAUAUAAUUUUAAUGAAGCCAUACUUUUUGUAAGAAAUGUAUUUCUUAAUGGUUAAAUGAACAUUCAAGUUGUCCAGAAUGUAGAUCAGAUGCUAAACAAAAGAACUUCUAAAGUAUGUUUGAAAUAUACAUUUUUUAAUAGUUGAUCGAAUUGCUGCAGGUAUUAUAAGUGAAUUGGAUGUUUAUUGUUCAAAUAAAGUUUAUGGAUGUAAAUGGAAAGGUGUUUUAGAUAGAUUAGCAGUACAUUAAAAGAAAUGCUCUGCUAAAACAGUAGCAGAAUAACUUAAUUUGAAAAUUAAUUCAAAUAAUGAGACAGAUGAAGAUGAAGAACUUGCAUAAUAAAAUGAUCCAGGAAAUCUAGUUACAAGAAUUAAUGUUUAGUUAAAAGAUAAAAAAGUAAUAAUUGAUGCAUUAAAAUCGUCUGGUGAAAAUACAAAAGAUAAUAAUUUAGAAGAUGAUGAUCCUUUAGCAUUUUUAGAUUAAUUACAAUAAUAGUUAGAUAAAUCUCCCUUAGCAGAAAAAAGAAUAAUAGAUUUCAGUGAAGAAGAUCUACCUAAAUAACAACGUGAAAGAAUAUAAUAAUAAUAAUAAAAUUUAUGA
This is a messenger RNA of Paramecium sonneborni, 719 nucleotides long. The record is from the annotation of a GenBank genome assembly. Lineage: Eukaryota; Ciliophora; Oligohymenophorea; Peniculida; Parameciidae.